UCGGAUAAAACGUAGACAUACCAUGCAAACCAGGUUAAAACGGACCCAUCUCUGGAUCAGGAAGCAUUUAACGCGAAAAAGKAGAUCGGGAAUGGACGAAGCUGAAAGCAAAGUAUCUGAGGGCAAGUUUGAAGAGGCAUUGGUUAUCUACGACAGUAAUAUUGCCACAAGCUCGGAACAAAGGAACCCAGCAGAUACAUUUGAACUUCUUCUCGGGAAAUCAUUGACUUUGAUUCUACUCUCAAGAUUUAACGAGUCUGCUCAGAGUUACCAAAAGGCUGCAUCUAUUUCUCAAAUAAAUGAAUCUCAUAUUUCACAUUUUAUAGACAAUUUGGUGAAAAUUUUAGAUAGUAUUCACCUAGCUGACAAUCCAGUGUGUCACUCGUCGGAGGAUAGGAUAAGUUGUUCAGUGUGUAGAGGAAUCUACACUGAACCAACUACUUUGUCCUGUGGGCACACUAUCUGCCUAAAUUGUGUCACAAAGCUCGAUAAUAAAGGCUGUAUAAUCUGUGGCAAGCCGAACAGUGGAUGUGGAGUAAAGGUCAAUGUCAUAUUACAAGAAAUUAUUUGGAAGUAUUUUAAAAAUGAAUUUGAAGCUUCCAGGCGACGUUUGGAAGGGAAUGUAUUACUGAAAGACGGAAAAAGGAACCAGGCCCUGAAGAAAUACAAUGAAGCCGUGGAAUUAGAUCCCAAAGAUCCACCACUAAACAGCAACAUUGCUCUUGUCAUGACUCAAAAUGGCRAGUUUGAAAAAGCUUUACAGUAUGCAAAUAUGGUUUGCAAAAUUCAACCAGAAUGGGCCAAGGGUUUCUAUAGAAAAGGGUGUGCACUUAUUGGACUACAAAGAAAACCAGAAGCUGCCUUUGCAUUCUUGAAAUGUCUAGGAAAAGAUCCAGGAAACAAGAUAGUGAGAAAUUUAACAACUGAGGUAAUACAAGAUAUGUUCAAUGAACAAGUCACCAUAGAUGAUCAGUCAGUUGCCAGUCUCACUAUGAUAGCAGAAUUGAUGGAAUUGUUUGAAGAGUACAAAAACACAAGAACUGAAGAAGAAGAAGGAGAGAAAUCUGAGGUUGCUGGAGCCGAGGRGGAAGAAGUAGAAACAUCCAAAUUAAGGAAUUGUGAUGCACAAGAUUUUGAGUGUACAUUGUGCUGCCGGUUGUUUUACAAACCAGUCACGACCCCAUGUGGUCAUGUGUUCUGUAAGAAUUGUCUGAAC
This is a messenger RNA of Exaiptasia diaphana, 1216 nucleotides long. Its product is annotated as LON peptidase N-terminal domain and RING finger protein 3. The annotation marks the transcript as partial. Gene Ontology annotation, molecular function: protein binding. Lineage: Eukaryota; Metazoa; Cnidaria; Anthozoa; Actiniaria; Aiptasiidae. The record is from RefSeq and is a predicted model, not a curated record. The transcript is spliced from 6 exons.